This is a messenger RNA of Dromaius novaehollandiae (emu), 5666 nucleotides long. It is a transcript of the gene PLEKHA3, whose product is annotated as pleckstrin homology domain containing A3. The coding region runs from base 258 to 1160 and encodes 300 amino acids. Gene Ontology annotation, cellular component: recycling endosome; early endosome; trans-Golgi network. Gene Ontology annotation, biological process: endosome organization; retrograde transport, endosome to Golgi; receptor recycling. Lineage: Eukaryota; Metazoa; Chordata; Aves; Casuariiformes; Dromaiidae. The transcript is spliced from 9 exons. The record is from RefSeq and is a predicted model, not a curated record.
CCGCGGCGCCGCCCCCGCCCGCCCGGGACAGCCCCGCCGCCUGCGGGUGAGCGGCAGGAUGUGGCGCCGCUCGGCGCGUCGCGCUCCCCCCGCGCCGGCCCGCCCGCCGCCAGGCCGCGCCGCGCGCCUCGCCUGACCGAGGAUUUACGCAGGGAGCGGCGGCGGGGGAGGGAGAUCCGCGCCAGCCCCGACAACUGCUGCUGCCCUUUCCCCCGCGGAGGAGCAGGAGGAUGCGGGCCGGAGCCGUGCCCUGAGCGAUGGAGGGAGUCCUGUACAAGUGGACCAACUACCUGGCGGGUUGGCAGCCUCGAUGGUUUGUUUUAGACAAUGGGAUAUUGUCAUACUAUGAUUCGCAGGAUGAUGUUUGCAAAGGCAGCAAAGGAAGUAUAAAGAUGGCUGUUUGUGAAAUUAAAGUUCAUGCAACAGACAACACAAGAAUGGAGCUAAUCAUCCCAGGGGAACAGCAUUUCUAUAUGAAAGCUGUUAAUGCAGCUGAAAGGCAAAGAUGGCUGGUAGCUCUGGGGAGUGCAAAAGCCUGUUUGGCAGAUACCAGAACAAAAAAAGAAAAAGAAAUAAGUGAGACCAAUGAAUCUCUGAAAACCAAAAUGUCCGAACUUCGUCUUUACUGUGAUCUUUUAAUGCAGCAAGUUCAUACGAUACAAGAAUUUGUUCACCAUGAUGAGACUCGAUCUCCUCCCAGCAUUGAGAACAUGAAUGAAGCCUCUUCCUUGCUUAGUGCCACGUGUAAUACGUUUAUCUCAACACUUGAGGAAUGUGUGAAGAUUGCUAAUGCGAAGUUUAAGCCAGAAAUGUUUCAGCUGCCUCACCCUGAUCCCUUAGUUUCUCCUGUGUCACCAUCACCUGUCCAAAUGAUGAAGCGUUCCAUUAGCCACCCUGGCACUUGCUAUUCAGAGAGGAAUAGUCACUCUAUAAAAGAACCAAUUUCAUCUCCUUACCAAUUAUCACAGCGACGCAGAAGAACAUACUCAGAUACAGAAUCUUACAAUGAUACUCCCCUUGAAGAUUCUCAGAGAUCUGCUCACUGUUCUAGAAGUGCUGUCAAUGGAGAUUUGGUAUCAUCAACCAUUCCUGAAGAAAAUAGAUCAGUGUCUAAGGAAGGAUGUGAACUGGAAGAGACUCUUCCAUCCUUUUCUUCCUGAAGAAACCGAAAGUAUUGAAUUUUCUAUAAAUAAUGCUAUGCAAAGGCUGCUGUAAUUAUACUGUUAUAGGAAGUAGUCAUUUCCCUUUUUAGAAGGACUUCUCUGCACUUUAUAGAAUAACAUAAAAACUAUCUUUGAAGUGUAUUUUAUCUUUAUAUAGUUUAUUUGCAAGAGUAUUUUCCUAAUAUUUCACAGUUUGAAUGUGCAUUUUUUGGAACAAAUAAUGGUUUAACAGAUAAGCAUCUACAUUUGUAAAUGUAGCUCUUUUUAAAACGUGUGAAGGUCUGAUUGAUACAUUAGUAAACCUGUAAAUUAUAAACUUCAGCAAAAGGGUUUCAAGUUUUUGGAGAAAAUGUAACUUGUGCCAUGGGCCUAUUGGUCAUUUGUACAGACUCUAGAGCCUGGUCAUGCAGUCCUCCUGGAGCUGUGAUACCCCUGCAGUGGCUUUUUUGCCUGUGUAAGGGCUGUGGGAUUAGGUAUUAAUGGGUUUACUUUAGCAGCUUGAUGGUAAUUAACAUUGCCUUCUUUAAAAACACAGGGAUAUACAUAAUCUGGUCCUUUGUCUUUAGCCAAUGAAAGUAGAAAUAUUUAGUGUAUUUUUCUAAACAAAUGUAUAAAAAUAACUUAAUAUAAAGCAUUUGUACCAAACAUUGGAUAUUUAACAAUUUUUAUUUAUUUAUUCUUUUUUGCAUCAAAAAUUUCUACCUACUUUCACUUCUAAAGAUCUACUAAAGGCUUCAAAAUGUGCAUAAAUUGUUUCUGAGGCAUGUAGCAUCACAGAUAGCUAAUGCAGCACUGCUAACAUUUAUUCUGCUGAUUAAGAUAUCUUUUUAACAAAGUAUUAUAGAAGCAAGAGCUGAAAUAUUAGACCAUUAAGCUGCUGGUGUAAUGAAUAUUUGUAUCUAUACAUAUUUUAUUUAUGACAUAUUUAUACAAAAAAGGGGUUUCUGUUUUGCGACUUCUUUGUAUCACUUCAGGACGGUGUAUACCAGGAGAUGGAUUCUAAUCUCAGUUAUAUCAGUAUAAAUUUGCAUUAACUAUAAGUGAGAUCAGAUUCUGCCUCUCUAAAUAAUUGAUGAAUAAUACAGUAUAACAGUGCCUGCUAGCACCUGGCUCCAUAAGGUUGCUAGUGUUGCAUUGCAAGCUUUUGGGUUUUUUUGGUAUUCAUUUAGGGAUAAACUUGGUCUAUAAAGUCUUAGCUGUAGAGCACUUUAAACAAAUGGUUUACUGUUUUUGAUUUACACAAGUGUUAAAUAAAUGUACAGGGUUUUUUUGCACUUGAGCACAUACCAAAAUCUGUUUUUAUAAUCAAAUCUUUAAUUUGGUUCAAUGAGUCUUCCUUUGGUAUAUAUGAAUAAUUCGGUGUUUUUGAAGCAGGCUGGAAAAGACAGAUUCCGUAUGAAUUUCUGGAAUGUUGAUUUAUCUGAAUCAAAAAAUGUCCAAAUGUUGACAGAAACAUAUGAGCUGUUGCCCAUCUAGAGUACCAGUUACAAACCAUUAAGUCUGGAACAAAUGAAAUGGAAUAGCUCGUAUGAGUAAAGUUAUUUGUGGAUACAAGUUCAGAGCUGUCAUUUGUGCUCAGUUUUGUCAGUUUUCAUGUAACUAACAUUUGCAUAUGUGUAUCAGCCACACACAUGCUUGUACAGUUUUUCUGAAUGUUUGCUUUAAUGUAUUCUGUAUCACACUUCUUUAGUCUUAUGGCAAUUGUAAAAAGUAUUAAAAAAAGACAUGUUCAGUGAAGUAAACUUCGUAUAGCAAUGUGAGUAUUGUCCUGAAUCAUAUACAGUGUCUUAGAUCUGCUUGCUGAAAUGUCACUGAGGUUUCUGCCAGCUUGUAAAGUGUUUAAUACGUAUCACAUUAAUGGAUGUUUAUUUCUGUUUUUCAGCUGUUACGGAAAAAGUAAUUUGGACUCCACACUGUGCAGAAAAAAAAAAAAUCCGUGAGACUAUCUGUGCAUGUAACCUUAAAUCAUCAUUGGAAAUACUGCCACAGAUAGGAUUAUUUAAACUUAAGUUGUAAUACUCUAGAUUUAACAGUUGCAUGUUACUGUAUCAGUACUGUUUGGGCUUCUCCAUGUCACUAAAGCCGGAAUGAUGUCUCAGUAUGUAUGCAACAUGUUCCCACUAAAGUUAAAUAGGCAUUUUUAUGUAACUGUGCCAAACUCUAUUGGCAAAAUCCUAAAAUGUGUUUAAAUGAGAUCAGUGGAGAUGAUAUACCUUCAUACUUUAAGCAUCUGAAUCUAAGAAGUCACUUAUAAAAAUGAUACUUAGCUGGCUGAAUCACAGUGAUCAGUGUAUAGUAAGACUUUAAAAAAUCUGGAUUCUGACUAUUAUGUUUUCAUUCUUUGCAGAUUUAGAGUUUAGGGGUGAGCUAAUCAGUAAUGCAUAAUAUUAUCAUUACUCCUGGUGGAGAAUGGGAGCGGAAUCUCAGCAAAGGAUGUGCAAUUAGUACUUCUAAUUUUGAUCUCCCUUGCUUUUUAAGAGACAAUCUGAAACCAAAUUCAAUUUUUCUCAUAGUGUUUAUCACAUAACACGUAUAAGCAUACUAAAUAUAUUUAGGCAAAAAGUGCUAAUUGCUUGUUACUGAGUAUUUUCUCUAAAGUCUUUAGUAUCAGAAAUUAAUGGUAGACAAUUAGAAAUGGAACAUGCUUAAAUGGCAUACCAGCUUUUAUUAUAAAGGAUUACUGACCAGACACUUGUCAAAGCUGAUUUGGGAAUGCAUGAGUACUUAGAUUACCACAUUCAGAAAGCCUUUAAACUUUGCAAAUUAAUGUUUGUAUUUCUUUCUACUUUGUGUAUGUGGUAAGAUAGUCAAUCAGCUUGAUUUAUUUAUUAUAUUUUUUUCAGGAAGAACAAUGUUUCGGAUAUGAAAACUUCAGAUAGUGUUUGUGCAUAAAAAUUUUGCAUUUAAUUUAGUUAAAGGCUGAAAUCAUAACUAUUUAUGUUAAGUUUAUUUUCACAAACUAUAACCUUUAAUUUUAUUUGUCAUCUCAUCAUCAAGUUAAGUAUGAUAGUGUAGCUGUUGUUCCUGCUGAUCUAAGUUAAUAACUUCUGACAGGUGUAUAAUACCCAAAUGAAGGAAACUUUUGUGUCUGAAAUCUAACAAUAUUUUUUCAGCUAUUCCUCAUUAUUCUGCUUUAAAAGAGUUGAUGUAAAAUCUGCCUGUCGUUGACGUUCCUUUACAGACUGCUUCCAGUUUUACAUCCGGAUCUAGAAGAGAACAGAACUGCUUAAAAGGGGGUUUAUGUAGAAUUGGAUGCCCACAUCCAAAAUUGCCAUCCUGCAACUCUGCUGUUUAACACUGAAAACCAAAGGCCCACAUAUGUUUUUGUUUCAGCGACAGUUACUGUGUACAUAGAAUUGCCACUGUCUUGGUCAGACUCAGCAACUUAGCAGAUGACUUAGUGAAACUGGUAGAGAUUCAGAAGUAGGCAUUCCUCUGUUAUAAAGCAGAGGAACCAGUUCUUUACUAUUUUGCAAAGAUGAUUGUCUAACACACUAACAUGAUCAACCUUACUGGAAAAUAGAGUAAUUGGUCCCCCCCCCCCACUUUAAAACAUGCCAAAAGAAACCUUUUACUUCUCCUCUUUCUGCUGUGUACAGUAGUGAUUAGAAGGUGCCCUUUGGACAUUUAAAAUACUUUACUAGGCAUUUUAAUAGUUGUUAAGUCCAGGUGAACUGUCCAGAAUGUUGUUCAGCAAGUGAAUGCCAUAACAAAGUAAUCAUACACUUUCCCUGCUUUGCAGACUGGUGCCAUCUUUUUCUUCAGGGUAGCAUGCUACCAUUUUGGUUGUUUAUGCACCCACAGGGACAUGUAUAGCCAUAUCCUGACUGUUCUAACUGUGGAGAAUAGGUCAGCAAUGAGAGCACAGCCUCAUCCUACAGAUGUGUUUUAAAAGAGAUGACUGAGCUCAUUCAGAGGUGUGUUUUUUUUUGUUUUUUUUUUUUUUUUUUUUUUGGAAAGAAAACGGUAAACACGUGUUUCCAAGAGUGUGGAUUGCAAAUGUUAAAGGUAAUUUCUUUCAGUUAAGACAGAGCAAUGGCACUUGAGUGUUGCCUCCUCUAUGUGUUUCCUUUCCCUGUGCUCCAGAUUCUCCUGUGCUGAAUAGUGUGGUUGGCUAUUUGUGUAUCUUUGUUUUCUCUGUGCACCUUGUAGGUGUCUUGAGCAUUUUGCAUAAAGUUUGGAUAACAUUUGCAGAAGCAAGUAGUUAUGGCUUUACUAGCUCUGACUUACACUCUUCUGUGCACUUUUUGUGAAGUUAUUAUUUUUCUGGCAUCCUUUCUGUUUUGUACCACUGCUGCUAUUACUAUGGCAUUUCCCUUUUCCAGUAUGAGAAGACUAUGAUUUAUUUUUGACUGUGUCAUACUAUGUUUUUUUUUUUUAAUAGACAUCAGCUACUCUGAUAUUUUUUUAAAUCCAAGCUCUAACCUGAUUUGAGAAUGUUAUGGUCUUUAAAAAGAAAACAAAACGUAGAGGAGAUUUAGUUUAAAUAAAUAUUUUAUCAGA